Molecule: messenger RNA, 4176 nt
Organism: Mercenaria mercenaria
Lineage: Eukaryota; Metazoa; Mollusca; Bivalvia; Venerida; Veneridae
Product: gastrula zinc finger protein XlCGF58.1-like
Exons: 5
Coding region: 84-2027 (647 amino acids)
Source: RefSeq, a predicted model, not a curated record
AGUCUCCCUUAGAUAGUCGCGUCCCUCGCCAUUUGCAACCCCGGACACGGAAGAAUUAAUUCCUAGAAAAAGGAUACUCUAGGAUGGAUGGCUACCCAGCUACCAAUACCGCUACAUACAAUGGCAACUCCAUCGGACCAAUAAAAUUUGAAAGUGAGCCCUACCAUUAUGAUGUUAGCAAUAAUAACCAAAGUUACGGAUAUGAUGGUUCAGGGACGUACGGACAGACAGCCUAUCAGCAGCCAGGAUACCCGUACACACCAGCAGCUCAUCCUCAGGGGACAAUACAGACCAAUGCUCAAACACCAAAUCUCUAUAGCCAUCAUCCCACAGACCAGUCCUCACAGCCAGCGGCAGUGAAUGGGGAUAGCUCCCUUUUUACCCCAAGGAAACAGCUGACUUCAGGAGUUGAACACCACUGUGAUAUAUGUGACAAGGCGUUUAGCUCGAGCGCCAGCAUGAGACGACACAGAGAGAUUCACACGGGCAUGAAGAAGUUCUCAUGUGAACUCUGCGGGAACAGUUACACACAGAAGCAUAAUCUUACAAAACACAUGCGGCUACAUACAGGAGAGAAGCCAUACAAGUGCCAUCUAUGUGAUAAAUCAUUCUACAUUCACCAUCACUUGAAGAAUCACAUGUUCCAGCACACAGGUGAAAUGCCAUUCAGGUGCACCAAAUGUAGCAAAUGCUUUAAACAUAAGUUCCGAUUUGACAGACACAUGUUGACGCAUGAGGAGGGUGGAAAUACAGAUGGUAGCGUGGCACAGACCCCACCCUCGAUAGCCACAAGUGAGGAUAAUUCAAUGAAUGAAGUCUGGAACAAUGAGACAGAUGAUGACGAUGUAGACUACUCGUACGAUGCGUCACUAUACGAUUCCUUUGAUGAGGAUGGGAACAAAUAUGACGAACACGAAUGCGAGGUUUGUCAGCAGAUCUUCAUCAGCAAAGAAAGUCUGGAUAACCAUUUCAAGUUACAACAUGCCGUCGAUCGUGAAUUCAAAUGUGAUGACUGUAACAGCAUUUUUCUUACGCGUGCUCAUCUUGUUCGUCAUCGUCGUACACACACAGGGGAGCAGAUAUACGAAUGUGAAGAAUGUAACGUGAGUUUCCGAUGGAAGGUUAGUCUGCAUAUCCACAUGCGGCGACACAAUAAUGACUAUAAGAGGUAUGAAUGCACAAUGUGCAACAAAUAUUUCCUUGCGAAAGAAAGCCUUAAGAAACAUAUGAACAUGCACCUAGGUAUGACAACUUACGAAUGUGACGAAUGUGAACAAAAAUUCACUCAGAAAAACGAGUAUAAAAACCAUUUACAGUCUCACGCUGAUGGAUUAGAAACAGGUGGUCGCGAUAGUAUUGGAAGUCCGAAAGGAACUCCGAAACAACCGCCCACUUGUAAAACUUGCUUUAAAACAUUCAGUUCUAACUCCAGUUUGAGGAAACAUGAGUUCACACAUAUGGAUGUUAAACCUCACAAAUGUGAUCUCUGCAAUGUUUCUUUUGCCCAGAAAAUCCAGUUACGACUUCAUAAUAAAAAACACAAUGGAGGCAAGAUGGAUCCUCCAUUGUUUUAUCGUAAAAAAGAAAAUCAGCCAUUGAAGAAAGAAAAAACUGAAGAACCCGAAGUUGCUGAAACCAAAUCCAAUGUUUCUACACCAAAGCGUAAAUCUCCAACGAAAACAACCUCUCCUUCAGCAAAAGUGAACUCAACAGCAAAAGUUUCACCAGUUAGAAUCAAGAUAGAUAAAUCCAAAAUAAUACCGGAACGAAGGAAUGCGCCUAGAAAAGCGCGUAACAUAAUUAAAGAGGAAGAACCAGAAGAGGAAGAAGAGGAGGAGGAAGAGGAAGAGGAAGAAACAUCAGAAGAGGAAAGCGAGGCGGAAAGUGAAAAUGCCUCAGAAGAGCCAGAACCAAAAAAGUCACGCUGGGAGGGGUAUCGCUAUCCAGUUUGUGAAAAUUGUCAUCAGGUGUUUAAGAAACGAAAAGCUUUAAGUCGACAUCAGAGAACAUGCAGGAAAAAGGAGUAAACUUUAGAUGAUGGUUGAACAGGAAAGUAGAAUGACAAAAUUAUUUUUACAGAAGUAGCUUUUUUAGAUUUUUUGGAAAAAAAACUUACAUUAGGUAUUGUGACAUAAUUGUUUGGGGGAAGUGAGCAUUUUUUUAUGUGGGUAGUUCUUGUUUUUGCGAACAUUAUUAGUAAUAAACUGAGGAUUGCUUAAAAUGGGAAGAUUUUUGUUUGUUUUCUUUUUAGAAAUGAUUUUUUUUUAAAUUGAUGGUAGUUCACUAUUUUUAGGGCAUUAGUUUUACAGGUCUUAUAAGCAGAAGCUGAUAAUUUCUUUAAUCCUUACUUCCUUUGUUUGCAAAAAAAUUUAAAUUGUUAAAUCUUUAUUGUCACUUCUUUUUUCACACUUUUUUCUUCCCAAUUUUUUUUUCUCCCAGUUGCUAUUAUUAUAUGUAGUACAAUCUGGAUUUGUUAUAUAAUUUGGAAACUGCCAGUGUAGCUACUGUAAACAUUUUUAGAACAAUUUUAAAUAUUCUUGUUUGUUAGUAUAUAUUUUUACAAAGAACUAUUUGUAAACAGAUCACAGAUUUUGUCACUAUUGUAGAUGUAUAAUAGUUGUGAAGUCUGUAUCAGAAGCUUUUGUUUCACAGACAGUUUUUAGCUAUUGAAAGACUGAUCAACUUGAAACCCAGACAAAGUUCUCAGUCUAAUGGUUUUGCCCUAAAUUGUGCUUAACUCCGAUACUGUAUUAUAAUAACUUUUAGGUUUUAAAUGGAAUACUUCAGCAGUUUCUUUGAUGUUUUGAUUUUCGUCAAGAGGAUCUUAAGGGGGGGGGGGGAUUAAAAUUUACUUCCUCGACUGUUACUUGCUGCUAUUCUACCAAGCUUAAUAUACAAGGGUGUCUGAUUAUCACUGUUAUAAAAUAAUCUAAGGUCUGUUGAAAAAUUUUGAUAAUUUGGGCUAGAAUUGUGUGAGGCCAAGAAAAACACUACAAGCUGUUGGUUUUCAUUUAGAUCUUGCAUGUACAAUGAGUACUGGUGAUUUGAUACCCCUCACCAUAUGUGCCAUUGGUUCAGGCGAUUUGAUAUGCUACCAGGAACAUAAGGUUGCUAUAGCAAUUGUUUCCUUCUAUUUGAUUAUUGUCUAGGCUAUGCAUCACUUUUAUAAGUUGUUUUUAAAAAAUAUAUUUUGUGGAUAACAGAACUAUCAAUGUUUCUUGUUUACCUGUAUAUAGCAUUGUUUAACUUCAUUCCAUUUUUGAAUUUUACAUACCAUGUUGAAGUUUGAUGUUUAUUCUUGUUUUUAAUCCUUUAUAUAAAUAUAUAUAUGUAGAUUUUACCAACUAUUAUGUAAUUAAUAGAAUUAUGUGAAUAAAAAGAGGGCUGCCUUGGGUUAUAUGUUUGUGCGUAUAUAUAUAUGUGUGUGUAUAUAUAUACAUAAUUGUGUGCAAGAUUUUAUUGUGGAAUAUUUUAUCAUUGAUUUUUAGUUCAGAAGGUCAAAAUCACUUUCUUUAUCUUGAAAAUGAGUAACAUGAAAAGCAUUGUUGGGCCUUUUAGACUAAUGCAUAAUUCAGUGAUUUUCAUGGGUAUUAUUUGUUUGCAUUUCAGCUUAUUGGCAGUUGCCACUGUUGGAUGGAAACUCCUUCAGAAGACUGUUAGUAGUUUUUUAGUUGGAAUUAAACCAACUGUUUUUAGGUCAGUAGGACAAAGGUCAGUGUCACACUAGCAUUGAGACUAUAAAAGAUGUCUAAUCUUUAAUUUUAAAUGCUUUGGUUAGAUUUUCCAGUGUAAUGGUAAUACUGAUGUGUGGACUGACAUAAAUACAAAUCAGUGUGUUGUAAAAUGUUUCUGUCCUCACACAUAAAAGUUGCACCAUGAUAAUUUGAGGUCAGGGAACAAAGAUGUGGGGUCAAAUGUCAAGGUCACAGCAAUCAAAAGAUAUUGGGAAUGGCUUCCCAGUAAUGUGUGAACACUUGAGCCACAGAUUAUCAAACUUUGAUGACUGCCUUCUUUAGGGAUAAUGCAUGUUUUUGUGUUACAACACUUGCAGAAUCCGGAGGGAUUGGUUGGUGCCCGGGUCCGGUAGGGCGAUGGUACCAAUGUAUCCCGAGGGAUUCUGAAGGUGUUAUGACACAAAAUGAACAUGUACUAAUGCUAUUCCAGCAUAAAACGUGU